AUGAACUGGGAUGUGAGGCAAGAAGACGUGUUAGGUCACCCAGCACCAGACGAUCGGUAUCUGUGGCAGUGUGUGCCUGGCCUUUUAAACAGGCGGUCCUAUUGGUUGGUUGCUGACUGUCCUGAAGAAUGAACGGACGGCUUGACUAGGGAACAGUGUUUAAAGGAGGUGGAUCCCUUCCUCCCCAGUGAAAUAGUGGCCAUUUCUAACGCUACAGCCUCAAUCUGCGGGGAGUGCAUCCUGCAGUACUUCUCGAACGACACGCGCGGAGGGCAGACAGUCAACAGUUGGGAGGCUAACCAGGGUUGGUUAACCUUGGGUCUUGUAAUAGUGUCUACCGUAGCUGUGAUUGUCUUCGUGGUCCACACUGUCAGGUCAGGCCAAUGGAAGAAAGUCCCAGAAAAGCUGAAGGUUCAGGUGACGACGUGUAUGGCAGCUGCUGAAGUCAUGUUUGUACUGCGUGUUCUCGUCCCUUCUGGACCUGGCUGUACAGCGUAUGCGAUUCUACUUCAUUACCUGCUGCUGACAGCAUUUACAUCAAUGAAUGCAUUAUCCAUGGAUCUCUUCCUCACGUUUCGUGACGAUUUAGACAGAGCAAAACUGCACAAGUACGUCUUGUAUACUUGGCUAGCGCCGAUGAUUGUAGUCGUUGCCACAGUCAUUGUGGAGUUCGGCAGUUCUGUCAGGGUGGGGUACGGAGAGAACUGUUGGAUCGGCAAUCCAACAGCCAGUCUGGUGGCAUUUGGAGCUCCCGUCUUCUGUGCCCUUGUGGUUAAUGCAGUCUUGGUGACUUUUGCCUUAGUGGCCAUACGAAAGUCAUUUCAGAUAGCCAACAGGGCCAUGUCCCGCUCACAGAGCAGCAAGGCCUGGGUCUACUUGCGUAUCUCGUUCCUGAUGGGGUUGACCUGGAUUCUCGGCUUCAUCUAUCCCUACGUCAACAGCAGAGUUGUGGAGUACAUCUUUGUUGUGCUGAAUGCUUCGCAAGGCCUUCUGCUGACGGUGGUGAUGACAAUGACGGGGGAGGUGUUGGAGAAAUGGAAGUCUGCGAUCAUGGCACGCUUUGGUAUGGUUGACCCUCAUCAGAACAAUGGAGCCACUGUUGGCAAACAGGAGACAAACACAAGGGGGACUGAGGCGACGGCUGCACAAAUGCCCAUGAUGACUGAUGGAAAGAAAAACAGGGCUCGCCUUCAUGCUUCUCGUCAAGACAAUGAAGCCGUUAGCCGCUGCCGGCAUCCGACAGACCAGUGA
Molecule: messenger RNA, 1251 nt
Organism: Branchiostoma belcheri (Belcher's lancelet)
Lineage: Eukaryota; Metazoa; Chordata; Leptocardii; Amphioxiformes; Branchiostomatidae
Product: latrophilin-like protein LAT-2
Exons: 4
Biological process (GO): cell surface receptor signaling pathway; G protein-coupled receptor signaling pathway
Cellular component (GO): membrane
Molecular function (GO): G protein-coupled receptor activity
Source: RefSeq, a predicted model, not a curated record